UGCUCCAUCCUCCCUGGAGACCUGUCCCCCAGGGGUGCCCGAAGCCCCAUGCUCUGCAAUGGCAGUGAGGCCAAGGGGGUCUCCGAGGACUUGAACCUGACCGACGAGGAGCUGCGGCUCAAGUACCUGGGGCCGCAGCAGACGGAGCUGUUCGUGCCCAUCUGUGCCACGUACCUGCUGAUCUUUGCGGUGGGAGCCGUGGGCAAUGGGCUGACCUGCCUGGUCAUCCUACGCCACACGGCCAUGCGCACGCCCACCAACUGCUACCUCUUCAGCCUGGCGGUGUCUGACCUGCUGGUGCUGCUGGUGGGCUUGCCCCUGGAGCUCUAUGAGAUGUGGCGCAACUACCCGUUCCUGCUGGGCACCGGCGGCUGCUACUUCCGCACUCUGCUCUUCGAGACGGUCUGCCUGGCCUCGGUGCUCAAUGUCACGGCCCUGAGCGUGGAGCGCUACGUGGCCGUGGUGCACCCACUCCGGGCCAGGUCCGUGGUGACGCACGCUCACGUGCGCCGUGUGCUUGGGGUCAUCUGGAGCCUGGCCGUGCUCUGCUCUCUGCCCAACACCAGCCUGCACGGCAUCCGGCAGCUGUACGUGCCCUGCAGGGGCCCUGUGCCCGACUCGGCCAUGUGCGUGCUGGUGCGCCCCCAGACCCUCUACAACCUGGUGGUGCAGACCACGGCGCUGCUCUUCUUCUGCCUGCCCAUGGCCACCAUCAGCAUGCUCUACCUGCUCAUCGGGCUGCGGCUGCGCCGGGAGAGGCUGCUGCUGCCGCCCAGGAAGGGGACCAGGGCCAGCAACGCUCGAAGCCUCCAGCUGCAGGACAGGGGCCGAAGACAGGUGACCAAGAUGCUGUUUGUGUUGGUGGUGGUAUUUGGCGUCUGCUGGGCACCGUUCCACGCUGACCGGCUCAUGUGGAGCUUCGUGUUCCAGUGGACGGACGACCUGGUCCUGGCCUUCCAGUACUUACACGUUGUCUCCGGCGUCUUCUUCUACCUCGGCUCGGCCGCCAAUCCGGUGCUCUACAGCCUCAUGUCCAGCCGCUUCCGGGAGGCCUUUCAGGAAGCCCUGGGCCUUGGGGCCUGGCACCACCGCCACAGGGCGCAGCACGGCUCCCACAGCUUCAGCAGGGGGACCGUGGGCAGCACCCUCUAUGAAUUGGGCUGCCCGGGCAACAGGGCCCCCCUGGCUGGGAACGGAGGCCCAGAGGGGCAGCAGGAGACUGACCUCUCCUGA
Molecule: messenger RNA, 1233 nt
Organism: Lepus europaeus (European hare)
Lineage: Eukaryota; Metazoa; Chordata; Mammalia; Lagomorpha; Leporidae
Gene: NMUR1
Product: neuromedin U receptor 1
Biological process (GO): G protein-coupled receptor signaling pathway
Cellular component (GO): plasma membrane
Molecular function (GO): neuromedin U receptor activity
Source: RefSeq, a predicted model, not a curated record